AUAAGCCAAACAGACUGUGAGCACUGGCUUUCAGCUCCUCUGGACUUUUUACCCAGUUCUCCUUUUUUGGCCCAUGUGCUGCAUCCUCUGCCCUCAGUGUGCACCUGGCCCCCAACGCAAUGUGUGUUUGUCAAACCAUGGAAUUGGGGCAGUAUGGCAAGAACGCAAGUCGGGCCGGAGACCGGGGAGUCCUCCUGGAGCCCUUCAUCCACCAGGUGGGCGGACACAGCAGCAUGAUGCGCUACGACGACCACACAGUGUGCAAGCCCCUCAUCUCCCGGGAGCAGCGCUUCUAUGAGUCCCUCCCUCCUGAAAUGAAGGAGUUCACUCCUGAGUACAAAGGCGUGGUGUCUGUCUGUUUUGAGGGGGACAGUGAUGGUUACAUCAACCUGGUGGCGUAUCCAUAUGUGGAAAGUGAGGCUGUGGAGCAGGAUGAUACACCAGAGCGGGAACAACCUCGGCGCAAACACUCCCGCCGAAGCCUGCACCGGUCAGGCAGUGGCAGUGACCACAAGGAGGAGAAAGCCAGCCUGCCCCUUGAGUCCUCUGAGAGUUCCCAGGAGGCAAAGAGUCCAAAGGUGGAACUACAUAGCCACUCAGAUGUCCCUUUCCAGAUGCUGGAUGGCAACAGUGGUCUGAGUUCUGAGAAGAUCAGCCACAACCCUUGGAGCCUGCGCUGUCACAAGCAGCAGCUGAGCCGCAUGCGCUCUGAGUCCAAAGACCGAAAGCUCUACAAGUUCCUCCUGCUUGAGAAUGUGGUGCACCACUUCAAGUACCCCUGUGUGCUGGACCUGAAGAUGGGCACCAGGCAACAUGGCGAUGAUGCAUCUGCCGAGAAAGCAGCCCGGCAGAUGAGGAAAUGUGAGCAGAGCACGUCUGCUACGCUGGGUGUCAGGGUUUGUGGCAUGCAGGUGUAUCAACUGGACACAGGGCAUUACCUCUGUAGGAACAAGUACUAUGGCCGUGGGCUCUCCAUCGAAGGCUUCCGCAAUGCCCUCUACCAGUACCUGCACAAUGGCCUGGACCUGCGGCGUGACCUUUUUGAGCCUGUCUUGAGCAAACUUCGAGGCUUGAAAGCUGUGCUGGAGCGGCAGGCCUCCUACCGAUUCUACUCCAGCUCCCUCCUAGUCAUCUAUGACGGCAAGGAGUGCCGGGCUGAGCCUUAUCUGGACUGCUGGUCCGAGAUGCGUCUCAAGCACCCGGACACGGGGCUCCCAGAAGUGGCAUCACCCUGUGGUUCCAGCACCAACCCCAGCAGCACCAGCCCUGAGGCGGGCCCCUCAUCUCUGCCCAAGGUGGAUGUCCGCAUGAUCGACUUUGCACACAGCACAUUCAAGGGUUUCCGGGAUGACCCCACUGUACAUGAUGGGCCAGACCGAGGCUAUGUAUUUGGCCUGGAGAACCUCAUCAGCAUCAUGGAACAGAUGCGGGACGAGAACCAGUAGGCCCAACUAUGGGCCCCUAGAACCCCUUCCUCUUCACCUACGGGCAGGGACCAUCGCUCUGAAUUCACCGUGAGGACACACAGACUUUGCUUUUAAAGGGUUAUAUUUCUCUUUGGUGUUACACUAAAAGAAAUGUUUUUAGCUGUAGCCUGGAAUUCAUAUAUAUACAGUGAAGGAGGAUAGACCACAUCCUCUUAGCCAGGCU
Chrysochloris asiatica (Cape golden mole) is the source of this 1650-nucleotide messenger RNA. RefSeq names its product inositol hexakisphosphate kinase 1 (gene IP6K1). NCBI's taxonomy places the organism in Eukaryota, Metazoa, Chordata, Mammalia, Afrosoricida, Chrysochloridae. Bases 120 to 1445 code for a protein of 441 amino acids. The record is from RefSeq and is a predicted model, not a curated record. Gene Ontology annotation, biological process: inositol phosphate biosynthetic process; phosphatidylinositol phosphate biosynthetic process. Gene Ontology annotation, cellular component: cytoplasm; nucleus. Gene Ontology annotation, molecular function: inositol hexakisphosphate kinase activity. The transcript is spliced from 5 exons.